Molecule: messenger RNA, 2147 nt
Organism: Brienomyrus brachyistius
Lineage: Eukaryota; Metazoa; Chordata; Actinopteri; Osteoglossiformes; Mormyridae
Product: calcium homeostasis modulator protein 1-like
Exons: 3
Coding region: 128-1162 (344 amino acids)
Molecular function (GO): monoatomic cation channel activity
Source: RefSeq, a predicted model, not a curated record
CUCGAUUUUCACACGUGUAUUGUGAGCAAUUUGGUACAUCUAUGAAAGGCCCGCGAUCUAGACUAUAGCAGACUUUCGCUAUUUUUACAGCAAAGCGUGAAAGCCGAAGAUACAGUAAUCCUCCACAAUGGAUAAAUUUAGAAUAAUGUUUCAGUUCUUGCAAUCCAAUCAAGAAUCCUUCAUGAAUGGUAUAUGUGGUAUUAUGGUUCUUGCCAGCGCGCAACUCUACUCAGCCUUUGAAUUCAAUUGUCCCUGUUUACCAGAAUACAACUUUGCGUACGGAAUCGGAAUACUGGUUGUUCCGCCGAUUUGGUUUUUCUUGCUUGGGUUUGUGUUAAAUAAUAACGUGUCCAUGCUGGCGGAGGAGUGGCGGCGACCAAUGGGAAAGCGGAGGAAAGACCCCACGGUGCUGCGCUACAUGUUCUGCUCCAUCACGCAGCGGUCUUUGAUAGCGCCCGCAGUCUGGAUAUCUGUGACGCUGAUGGACGGGAAAAGUUUCCUGUGCGCCUUCAGUAUCAACUUGGACGUGCAGAAGUUUGGAAAUAAAAGCGAUCACGGGCUUUCGGAUGCUGCGCUCGAAAGGUUACUUGCUAAGAUUCCCUGCAAACAUAUCUUUGAUGGAGAGGCAGUGGUAUCUCGGGAGGCGGCUUCCAGGUACAUUCGAUGUAUAUCACAGGCGUUUGGCUGGGCUUUUCUGCUAAUGAUGACUUUGAUGGCAUUCUUGGUGAGGGCGAUAAGACCUUGUUUCACACAAGCCGCUUUUCUUAAAACCAAGUACUGGUCGCACUACAUCGACAUCGAGCGCAAGCUGUUUGACGAGACGUGCACGGAGCACGCAAAGGCGUUCGCCAAGGUCUGCAUACAGCAGUACUUCGAGAGCGUCAGCGGCGAGAUGCACACCUUCCACGGACACCUUCCCGACCAAGACGAGGUGGACAAGCCGAAGAGCGACGAGGACAAACUUCUGGGCAUCCGAGUCGAGGGCGACAUGAACAAAGUCCUCUGGAACUGGCAUACCUGCAAACCAUCGCUCAACCUGAUAAAGGACCCGCCGCGGUAUGAAGAAGCCAACGGACACUUAGACGCUUUAGUGAACGGGCAUACACAUCAACCUGAAACCCAAUCAAAGAAAGAGUGGGUGACCUACUAUAGUAAUAUUUAAACAACUUAAUAAAAAGCAUCCAAAUAUAAUAUAUAAAAAUCCAACUUGACAUAAGAAAAUGUUUAUUUUGCGGUACUGUGCAAAAGUCUUAGGCAGUCAAAAGAAAUGUUUAAAGCUAUUUAUCUAGGUAGUGAGUGCACUUUUUCUCAGAACAAGAAAAAAAAUCAAUUUAACCUUAGAACAUAUGCAAGUCGAGAGUAACACAAUAAAAACUAGUAAGAAUCUCCAAAAAGUUACUGAUAUCUUGCUGGAUGGCUAGAUAAUCACCGCUUCAGUUCCCAAACCUCUUCUCAGGGGCACCUCAGUUACUUCACGUUUUCAUUAAAUUUCACCAACACCUUAUUUAAUUCAUUCGUUUAAUUAGUUAAGAAGUCAAUGAGGUAUUGAUUAGCUAUACAAGGUUUAGUCAAAAAAACACCCAUGGGUAUAUGGAUGCUUGUUGCAAAUAUUGAAGUGAUAUUAGCGGACAUUCUGAAUUGGCUAAGCUGACACACUUCGACAAACAUAACAUCGUAGUUUUACACCAACAUGAAGACCAUUUAAAUAUUUUCUUUGGCUGCGUAAGACUUUUGCAUAGUACUAUAUAUCUAAGAUAUAUUUUGCCAUUGAAAUAUGUGGAUUAUUUUUGUCACUUUACUGUAGUAUUAAAUUAAAAUACCAAAGCUUCAAGUGGUUAGUAUCUUUGUAGAUUAUUUCAUUUGCCAAUUCAGUUUCAUCCUUUAGACGCAAGUUUAAGUUACUUCAAGAUCUGACUGUGGUCUUUAAUCCAUUUAGAAGUGUUAAACCUAAAAUUAUUCUUUGCUUGGCGUUUUAUACAUUUUAGUUAUACGAUGCAAACAAUGAGGGAUAUUUUAGGAAAGAAUGAACCUAAUAUGUAACUUGUCUCAUAUAUGUAUAAUGAACAACUGCAUGUUUGUUUUUUGGUGACAUGUAAAGAAAAUGCAAAUAUACGCAACAGCUUCAAACAUCUGAGAGCUGGAAAAUG